UGGCUCCUCGGCGAAUCGGGAACUGGGAAGUCGAGUGUCGCCCAUAGCAUCUCACAGCAACUGAACGAGCAAGAACGGCUGGCGGCUACCUUUUUCUUUUCCCGGAGGCAGGAGAGACGGAACAUCCCGGGCCAUGUCUUCCUUGAUAUUGCCUAUCAGAUUGGGUGUCAGCAUCCUCAUGCCAAAGAAGUCAUCAUUCAAGCUAUCGAGAACGAUCCUGGACUACUACAUAGCGGCCAUCCGCUCGAGGAACAGUUCGAAAAGCUUGUCAAGGAACCACUUAGAGCCCUUCGUUUCUCUUGGACGAAGCCAAGAACCAUUGUUCUUGAUGCGCUCGAUGAAUGCGACCCUUCUUAUGAGAGUCAG
Messenger RNA from Coniophora puteana RWD-64-598 SS2, 366 nucleotides. RefSeq lists its product as uncharacterized. The record is from RefSeq and is a predicted model, not a curated record. The annotation marks the transcript as partial. The transcript has a single exon. Lineage: Eukaryota; Fungi; Basidiomycota; Agaricomycetes; Boletales; Coniophoraceae.